Williopsis jadinii is the source of this 4572-nucleotide messenger RNA. It is a transcript of the gene GEA2, whose product is annotated as Arf family guanine nucleotide exchange factor GEA2. The record is from RefSeq and is a predicted model, not a curated record. The transcript has a single exon. NCBI's taxonomy places the organism in Eukaryota, Fungi, Ascomycota, Saccharomycetes, Phaffomycetales, Wickerhamomycetaceae. Gene Ontology annotation, molecular function: guanyl-nucleotide exchange factor activity. Bases 156 to 4388 code for a protein of 1410 amino acids. Gene Ontology annotation, biological process: regulation of ARF protein signal transduction.
CUUGUGUGUGGUGGUGGUUUGUUCUGUUGCUUUGGUGAAGAUCUUUGUGUUUAUUAUUGUUUAGCCCAGUGUACAGCUCUGGAAGUCGACACGAAUCUCUAGAACGGGAACGAAAACAAAGCAAUAACACGGUCCUCCCUGUGCCUUCUCCUGCCAUGACAUCUUCGAAAUCUCAGAGGAGAGCCAUUGCCAUGGAUCCCAUAACUGUUGUUGUGAAGGAGAGUAUCCUUCUAUCGUCGUCCAUGAGGAAGGUCUCCAAGUACUCGUCGUCCAGUGUUGCUGCCAUUCUCAGCUCAAGUACCGCCGAUUUGUUUAGUGACGAGAACAACUUGGGCAAGGCGGGUAUUUCUGGUGGCUCUAAUGGUGUUCCUAACGGCACCAUCACUGAUCCACUCCUCUCUGGGUUUGUCCAACUACGUCUGAUGUUGAACUCUCAGAAGGAUGUUUCCGGCGUUGACGCUCUCACUUUAUUACAACCGUUUCUCAUGGUGAUCAAAUCAAGCUCCACGUCUGGAAGCAUCACAUCUUUGGCAUUGGACUCUCUGAUGAAGUUCUUCAACUAUGGCAUCAUCAAUGAAAGCUCAAGUAACAUCGAUUUUGCCUUAAACCAUGUCAUGCAUUCCUUGACUCAUUGUCGUUUCGAGGCUUCUGAGCAAGCCGCAGACGAUUCCGUCUUGUUGAAAGUCCUCAAGCUGCUAGAAUACAUAAUAGAUUCUGACUUGGGGGAAAGGCUAUCGGAUGAAGUGGUGUAUGAGGUUCUGCAAACCUCAAUGUCGUUGGCUUGUAAUAAGAGAAGAAGCGAAGUCUUGCGGAAAGCUGCAGAAUUGUCAGUUGGUCGUUUGGCUUUCAAAAUAUUCAAGAAAUUGGACUCGAUGGAACCGGAAAAUAAUGCGCAUGCCGUUGAAGAAACACAUGAUUACUCUAAGGAUCAACUCAUUGAUUCAAUUGGUACCAAUGAAGAACUCGAACAACAGAAGAGAUCAUUGGAGUUGCCAAAAAAGACUGAACAACCCUUUGGCCUUCCAGCCAUAAAGCAAUUCUUGGGUAUCUUGAUCUCGAUCAUCUCGCCAGAGAAUCAGCUCAAGCAUAAUGAAUCGACAAAGGUAUUUGGAUUUUCGCUGAUUCGUAUGGCAGUUGAGAUGAGUGGUAACAGAUUUAAAGAAUUCCCAAGUUUGUUAAAUCUUAUUGCUGAUCCUAUCUUCAAAUAUACACUGCAGGUUAUCCAGAACGUGAACUCCAUCUCGGUUCUUCAAGCUGCUCUACAAUUGUUCACUACAUUGACUUUGACAUUAGGUGAUUCUUUACAGCCUCAAAUAGAACUAUCUUUGAGGACUAUGUUCACAUUGAUCAUUCCACAGGACGUGUCGAAGAGCAAAACCUCCAGCAAAUCUGGGAAGUCAACGCCAAUCGAUGUGUCAAUAAAAUCACUCAGUGCCAAAGAGGUUAUUGUGGAAGAGCUGUCGAUCCUUUGGACUCAUUUGCCUAACUUGUUUUUAGCUCUGUUUGUCAACUAUGACUGUAACUUCCACAGGCACGACUUAUCGGUGCAAUUCAUCGAAUUUUUGGCACAAUUAUCGCUUCCUGAAAGUGCAUCUUUUACCACAGAAUUCGUUCCUCCACUUUGUUUGGAAGGUUUGGUGACUUUUGUGGGGACAAUCUACGAUCAUAUUAAAACAGCUGGUACGUUUAAUGAAUCAAGUUUGGAUGGUUUGCUAGUUGACAAAGAAAAGAAGAAAGAGUUUAUAUCAGCUACAAACAUCUUUAACGAUUCCCCAAAACAAGGACUCAAACGUUUACAGGAAAAAGGAUUCAUCAAAUCCACUGAAGAUACUGAUGAGCUUGCUGCAUUCUUCUACGAAAGAUCAAGUCGUCUCAACAAGAAGGUUUUAGGUGAAUUCCUUGCAAAACCUGCCAAUAGUGAACUCUUGGUGCGUUUCAUGAGUCUGUUUGAAUUCGAUGGUCUUCGUGUUGAUGAAGCUUUAAGGAUUCUUUUGAAGGCAUUUAGAUUGCCAGGUGAAUCACAACAAAUUGAAAGAAUUGUUGAGACAUUUGCAGCCCAUUAUAUCUCUUGUCAGUGCUACUCGGAAGAUGAAGAUGAUCAGGAACAGGACACCCCUUCAACUGAAGAAACUGAUGGUGAAAACCCUGUCAACGAGGAAGAAGAGGAGGAUGAGAAUGCGACGGUUAAACCUGAUGCUGAUGCCGUAUUCGUUUUAUCAUACUCUAUCAUCAUGUUGAAUACCGAUCUGCAUAAUCCAAACAUCAAAGUCCAUAUGACCCUCGAUGAUUAUAAGAAGAAUUUGAAGGGUGUCUACAACAACAAAGAUUUCCCUUCAUGGUAUCUUAAGAAGAUUUUUGAAUCUAUUCAGGAUAAAGAAAUUGUUAUGCCAGAAGAGCACCAUGGUUCAUCCCAGUGGUUUGACGAUAACUGGAAUAAUCUUAUGGCUGCCAAUGCUUCUACCAUCAGUACAUUCUACUCACCUGAGUCGUAUGAUUUACAAUCCACCUUACAGUUUGAAAAGUACAUCUUCAGCUCAGUUUUCUCGAAGCUUUUUGGAACGUUUCUCAGGAUUUUUGAAAUCGCAGUUGAUGAUCAUGUCAUAACAAAAAUGGUGACUAUGUUGGAUAGAUUGGGACAGAUUGCAUCAUUUUUUGGUUACUAUGAUCUUGUUGAGGGAAUCGUGAGCAGAUUAUCUCAAUUGACACAGCUCACUAGUGCCGUUGAAACUGACCAAUCUGAUAAUACUCACCAUCUAAAGCUAACUCGAAUUCAAGUAUCCGGAGGUGAAACGAUUAACGUGAGUGAGCUUGCUGUUGCUUUCGGAGGAAACUUUAAGGCUCAGCUUGCAACAAUUAUACUCUUCAACACCUUGAAGAACAAUGUCAGUAAUAUCACCGAGAAUUGGUCGACAGUAAUUAAGAUAUUUGUGACUUUGAUACAAAACGGAUUGGUACACCCUGAUUUCUUUUCCCCAUUCCAAGCCGAAUUCAAGCUUCGUAAGAUAUCAAGAGUCAAGCCAGAAGUCACUCUGACCAGAAAUUCUGUGACAAAAGGACUACUUUCAACAUUCGCAUCAUAUCUUAAAGGUGACGAUGAACCUACUGAUGAAGAAGUUGAAGCUACUUUAUCAGCAUUGGACUGUAUUAAGUCAGCAGAUGUGGGGUCUAUAUUUAAUGAUCUCAAACUUUUGGUGCCACACUAUGAUUUUAUUUACAGUGCACUUUUUGAGCAACUUCCUGAAGAACGCACCCCUCAGAAUGAGCCUUACUUUGAGACUUUGAUGCUCUUCAUCGUUGAAGCAUGUGUUGCAUUGACUACAAAUGACACCAACUGUCAAGAGUCGGACGAUUUGUUGGCGCGUAUUGAGAAACUCAUUGAGAGAAGGGAAGAAUUGAAGUUGCAGCCUGAUAUGAUGUUUAGGUUAGAUACUUACAAACUAUUGGUUAUCACCCACUUAAAGAGUGGUCGUGAUGCUGUUGUCACCAAGACAGUUGAGGAAUUCUUAGGAUUUGAAAAGAAAAUCUUUGAGAAGAGGGCACCACAGGUCAUAAAGCCCUUGACAAAACUUGCGUUGGACGAUUUCUGGGCAGCAUCUUUGGUGUUGAACGACGAAAACUAUUGGAAGUUAUUGAGAAUAAUUGCAUCCAUUUCUGACUACUCUGAUAAGCUUCUCAAGUUUGCUGAAGAUAUCUCAUACUCGAAAAACAUCAACAACACAAACUUUAUGUGGUUACUGGGAUUACUUGAUGAAAUAUCUGCUGUUGGGGCUAUUGGUGCUCAAUGGGAACAGGAGUACGAUUCUCUUGUUAAAUCAGGUCAUAAAAUUACAAAAGAAAACCCGUACCAGGAUAUCGUUCAUACAUCUCUUUUGUCUAUCAAAUUCACCAGUUCGCUAUUGAAGUUGAAGAUACUCUCAAAGGAUGAAACAUACGCGCUUAUUCAAGCAUUGGCACAUCAAUGCCUCAACCCAUGUGACCAAAUCCGCUCCUAUGCACUUAGUACACUUGAAGAGUCUAUCUUUGAAAUCAGACUAGACAAUGAUAUCACUCCAGGUGGUUUGUUCAAGUUCGGACUUUUCCCUCUUCUCGGUGAUGGUAUUGACAAGCUCAGCAUCUUCCAAUUGGCAUCCAAGUUGUAUUUACACUACUUUAAGAGGGGACAAGUUGAUAAUGAUUUGUUUUUGAAACUGCUUGAUAAUUUCAAUAACCAUUUAGAACACCCUGAGGUUGAAAGGGAGUUACAAAACUUGAUUUCUCAGAAGAAGCUCAUUGAAUCUGAUACCAAUGGCAAUGACAGCGGGACUGGUCUCUCCGUCGAAGAUGACGCGCCAGUUAUUCCUACCAAGAAAGAAGUUGAAGCUGAAGAACUUGAAGCAAGUAUUGAUUAAUGUCAAGUACCUACGUAUGGUUGGUUGAUUUUGUUGUUCUGAUCCGGAAUAUAUGGAACUUUCGUAUAAUAUGUUGUAAUUGGCUAUUUGAGUAUAGAAUUAAUCAAUAGUUAUAGACUUGACGUGGCCUAUUCAUUAUCUUGCAUUAUUUCUAACAGUGUUGACGCAUUCUUCAAGCCAGCAU